CAAUAAUUUGAUAAGGUUGAACUUUGACUGAUAAACUUAUUGAGAUAUAGUUAUAACAACGGUUAUCAAAACUCAACAAUCGCGAGCAUUCAUAUUAAGACUGUAUAAUAGUCAAGAACUCUUAACGUAUUAUUUUUUAGUAUUUAAUUAGUGUAAAAAUGUUUAAGUUAGUUAGAGAUAGUUCAAUUAGGAGUAAGGCGGCAAAUUACUUGAAACAGUUUAGAAAUGAAAAGAGGUUCCUUGCGACGAACCAAGAAGUGGUGCCUUCAGCCGAUGUUGUGAUCAUAGGGGGAGGUAUAGCAGGAUGUAACACACUAUAUCAACUGACGAAACGUGGAGUAAAUGCUGUGCUUCUGGAGAGGGCAAAGUUGACUAGCGGGACAACAUGGCACACAGCUGGGUUAGUGUGGUCGCUCAGACCUUGCGAUUUAGAAGUAAAACUCCUUCGGGACUCGAGGAAGGUCUACAGCGGCCUGGAGGAGGAAACUGGUGGUGAAUACUCCGGCUGGAUCAACAAUGGUGGCAUGUUUAUAUCGCGGAGUGAUGUUCGAACUCAAGAAUACAUGAGGCUGCACACCCUGGGCAAAGCUAUGGGAAUUCCUAGCGAAGUUCUGGACCCACACGAGGCUCAGAAGAAGUUCCCACUUUUGGACCCAUCGGUAUUUCAAAUGGCAUUGUUUGCGUCCGAAGAUGGGACAGUCGACCCUACGAUGGCAUGUAAUGCUCUUUUGAAGGUGGCUAAAAAACAUGGAGGAAAGGUGUACGAAGACUGCCCAGUGUUGGACAUCCAUUACACCCACAAUUCUCUCGGUAAUAAAGAAGUGACUGCAGUACACACGGACAAGGGUGUCAUCAAGACCAAAUGUGUCGUUAAUUGUGGAGGCGCCUGGGGACCUAGGGUAGCCAGAUACGCGGGUAUACCCAACCUACCGUUGAUACCUUUCAAGCACGCAUACGUGGUGAUGGACGCCACUCCUGAGAUCCGCAACUGUCCUAACAUCAGAGACCAUGAUGUGGACUUGUAUAUCAAGGUCCAAGGCGAGUCCUGCCAUGUGGGAGGAUAUGAAAGCAACCCACAUAUGCUGGAUCAGGUGCCGGACAACCUACAGUUCCACUUGUACGAGUUAGAUUGGGAUGUGUUCGGGAUCCACAUGACCAGUGCCACGAGCCUCUGUCCGAAGCUCGCUACAGUCGGUAUGAAGAGCACGGUCUGCGGGCCGGAGUCCUUCACUCCUGACCACAAACCAUUGCUAGGAGAGGAUCCUAAUGUCUUCGGUCUAUACCACAACUGUGGAUACAACUCAGCCGGCAUGAUGUUCUCAGCAGGAUGUGCGAUACAGAUGGCAGAGUGGAUAGUCACUGGAAGGCCCCACUACAACAUGUUCACGUUCGACAUCCGUCGCUUCACACCAGGCCAGAUGUCCCGAGCCCACUGGAUGCGGGAGAGUAGUCACGAAGCUUACGUCCGCAACUACAACAUUGUGUUUCCUCAUGAUGAGCAUCUCGCAGGCCGUGAUGCGAGCCAUGAUGCCUUGCAUCAGGACUUGGUGGAAGAUGGGGCUGUUAUGCAGUCGAGAGCUGGCUGGGAAAGACCGGCGUUCUUCUUGCCGGGAGAGAAGAUAAGAGUACAAAACUACGACUGGGGCGGCACUCGCGACCAUCCUAGGAACCUGGACCAGCGCUACGAAGAGGUCCUCAAGGGAGACUACUCCUUUGGCUUGUCUAAACAUCACGAACUCAUUGGUCAAGAAGCCCUGCAAUGCCGUAACGCAGCUGCCCUCUUCAACAUGUCGUACUACGGCAAGUUCUACCUGACCGGGCCCGACGCACAGCGCACCGCGGAGUUGGCGUUCACUGCUGAUCUCUCCAAACAUAACGAUAGAGUUGUCUACUCAUUGCUGCUGAAUGACAAAGGCGGUGUGGAAGCCGACGUCACAGUCACCAUCCUUGACGGCGGCAGUGGACAGUUACACGAGCCUAUUUUCAAGGGUCGGGGCUACUACGUAGUUACAAGUGGUUUCAGCGCGAACCAUACUCUAGCACAUCUUCGAAGGAUCAUCCAGACACACAAACUGAGAGCGAACAUCUCUGACGUCAGCAAACAACUGUGCAUCUUAAGUGUACAAGGACCUGACAGCCAGCGCAUUCUCCAGCGCUACACCGACGCCGGGCUUUCCAACGACGCGUUCCCAGUGAACACUCACCGCAGUAUCCACGUAUCUAAGGCACCGGCCUCUCCGGAAGACAAGCGCUACCGCUGCCGCGCCCUCAGGGUCACGUGGUCCGGGGAACUGGGCUGGGAGCUACACGUGCCCUCUGCACACGCGAUACCCGUGUACAGGGCGCUGAGCCGCGCUAAAGGCUUGAAAAAUGCAGGCUGGAGGGCGCUGACGUCAUUGAGCGCUGAAAAAGGUUAUCACUUAUGGAAUGCUGACCUGAGGACUGACGAUAAUCCGAUUGAAGCCGGUCUAGGAUUCACUUGUCGUAAAGAUGGCGAUUACAUUGGAAACGAGCACGUUGACAAGGCUAGGAGAAAUGGAGUCACCAAGAAAUAUGCUUUCUUCACACUUGAUGAAAAGAUUGCCCUGUUCGGACAAGAAGCGAUAUUCAGAAAUGGAGUACCAGUAGGAUACUUGAGAAGGGGAGAUUACGGCCAUUACUUAGACAAACCAAUCGGCAUUGGUUACGUCACAAACAACGGCUCAACUAUCACUAAGGACUUCUUAAUUGAUGGCGAAUAUGAAAUAGAGGCUCUAGGACAGAAACACAAAGCGACCUUGCACUUAAAAUCUCCCUUUGAUCCUAAUGGGCAAAGACUUCUCGGUAACUAUGGAGAACUUGGCAUGGACGAGAAUACCCAUGAACCUCAUGCUGGCCAAAAUGAAAGAGCAGGCGGUAGUGAAUAAAUACUUUUAGUGUAGUUAUGAUCUCAAUAAAUCUAUUACUUAUACGUAA
Molecule: messenger RNA, 2955 nt
Organism: Trichoplusia ni (cabbage looper)
Lineage: Eukaryota; Metazoa; Arthropoda; Insecta; Lepidoptera; Noctuidae
Gene: Sardh
Product: sarcosine dehydrogenase, mitochondrial
Exons: 16
Coding region: 159-2906 (915 amino acids)
Cellular component (GO): mitochondrion
Molecular function (GO): protein binding; oxidoreductase activity
Source: RefSeq, a predicted model, not a curated record